AUGUCCCAUGCGCCCCACCCUACAACCCGCCUCCAUCUAGAUAGCAAUCAGAUACCUCUGUUUAGUCUCAACGCCGUGAAAACAGCUCUACUCGGUCUUGUGGAUCAAGAGCGGCCCAAAAGGCCCGCUUCGCUUUGUGCUUUUUUCUAAUCCACACUUGUUCGACCCAGCCUUCCACCACUUGUCUCAGAAAUAUGGACGGAACUAUCCUUUCCCAUGCUUCUAGCAAUAUCACUGGUACAUAUGAGGACAAACUAC
Chondrus crispus (carragheen) is the source of this 258-nucleotide messenger RNA. RefSeq lists its product as hypothetical. The transcript has 3 exons. NCBI's taxonomy places the organism in Eukaryota, Rhodophyta, Florideophyceae, Gigartinales, Gigartinaceae. The coding region runs from base 1 to 150 and encodes 49 amino acids. The record is from RefSeq and is a predicted model, not a curated record.